Molecule: messenger RNA, 2012 nt
Organism: Hyla sarda
Lineage: Eukaryota; Metazoa; Chordata; Amphibia; Anura; Hylidae
Gene: RELB
Product: RELB proto-oncogene, NF-kB subunit
Exons: 11
Coding region: 494-1927 (477 amino acids)
Biological process (GO): regulation of transcription by RNA polymerase II; response to cytokine; non-canonical NF-kappaB signal transduction
Cellular component (GO): cytoplasm
Molecular function (GO): RNA polymerase II cis-regulatory region sequence-specific DNA binding; DNA-binding transcription factor activity, RNA polymerase II-specific
Source: RefSeq, a predicted model, not a curated record
UGGUGGAUUUGCAGCAGCUGCAGAGUCAGUCACAGGUCUUUGGUUUGUGGCGAAGACGCGUCGGAUUCUCGGCCCCUGUUCACACAGUAGACGCACGGAAUUCUCGGCCCCUGUUCACACAGACUUGUCGGUUUCUUCUGCUCUCUCUCUCUUUUCUUCCCCCUCCCACGUGGUGGCAUACACGGGAAGUCACGUGCUCUCCCGAAUGCUGAAGGGGGAUUUCCUGGCCACGCCCCCUCCUCCCUUUCAGUGACGUCCCCGGGAUGCUCAACCAAUCAGCGGAGCCGACCGCACAAUCGGGGAAUUCCAGAGGCUCCAUAGAGGAAGAACUCGAGAAAAAAACUUUUAUCUGCGAAGUUGUGAGAUCUGUACCGGGGGGGCUGCAGCCGCCUAGAGGCCGGGGGUAACGCGACCACCAGCAUGAGGGAGCCGGGCAGGACAGGUAGUUCCUAAUGGCAUUUCACAAACCCAUCCUCCAACACUAGAAGAAGUUAUGGAUUACAUUACUGCAGACUCUGGUAGACCUACAUGGGAAGGUGAAUCCAGCAUCCUCAGCACCGUCACGGUCGGCCAAUGGACACCCCCAGUGGAACUUCCCCCCCAAAACUGGGUACUAGGCCAGAACACUCCAGCACCACAACUUAUCAUUACAGAACAGCCAAAACAGCGCGGGAUGAGGUUCCGGUACCAGUGUGAGGGGCGGUCUGCCGGCAGUAUCCUCGGAGAGAGCAGCACUGACCACAGCAAGACGCUUCCCGCUAUUGAGCUAGUGAACUGCGAGGGAAUUCAUGACGUAAAAGUCAGCGUCUGCCUGGUUUGGAAAGAUCCCCCUCAUCGUAUCCACCCACACGGCCUGGUGGGUAAGGAUUGCCAUGAUGGUAUUUGUGAGGUUAUAAUGCAUCCUGAUGAAGGACAGACUCAGCAUAGCUUUAGCAAUCUGGGUAUCCAGUGUGUUCGGAAGAAGGAAAUUGAGUCAUCUGUGAAGGCGAGACUGAGUCUGGGCAUAGAUCCCUACCAUGCUGGCAUGUGGCGGCACCAUGAAGAGGUGGAUCUGAACGUUGUUAGGCUCUGCUUCCAAGCCUGGUAUAAUACCUCAAGCGGAAAGGCUUUACCCAUUGGCCCUGUGCUGUCAGAGCCGGUGUACGAUAAAAAAUCCACUAACACAUCAGAACUGAAGAUCUGCCGGAUGAAUAAGGAUAGCGGCCGCUGUGAAGGCGGAGAGGAGAUUUAUAUCCUGUGUGACAAGGUGCAGAAAGAGGAUAUCCAGGUUAUGUUCAUAGAAGGCAAAUGGGAGGCACGAGCCGAUUUCUCACAGGCCGAUGUUCACCGACAGAUCGCCAUCGUCCUGAAGACGCCUCCAUAUUAUGAUUUACACAUACAAGACCCGGCCCCUGUCCAAGUAUGUCUACAGAGGAUCACAGAUGGGAUCCGCAGCGAUGGAGUGACGUUUACGUACAUACCACGGGACGAUUCCUAUGGAGUGCGCAAAAAGCAACCACGUCUCUCUACUUCCUACGAGGAUCUUAGCGUCCCGGAUCCUCAUUUUAUUGAAAGUAAAAGGAAACAAGUCAGGCCUGACUAUAGAGAACACUGCGCUCCCAUGACAGAUGUCUUUUCCACACAUAAACCCGCCUUUUCUGGCUUUGAUUAUUUGCCUGUGAUGAAUAUGAUGGGCACCAAUGAACCUGUAUACCAUGAACCUUCUCAUAUCGAAGACACCACUGCAAAUUUCGAAACCCUAAUGUCAUGGUUUCCCUCAGGAAUCAAUGAUUUAACGGACCCGGCGACCUUUGACACCUUGCUGUCUGUUCCGGAGGAUGAAGCGACAGCCAGUUUGGUGGGAAACAGCCUGGCCCUUACUGGGGAGCUUGGACGGCAGUUCCCGGAUUGCGCUUUCUCAGAGGACUCGAGAAUGGGCGGCUGUUGACCACUGUUAAAGAGUCACAAAACUUUCAUGAAUGCACUUAAAGGAGUACUCCGGCGCGCACUUUUUUUCCUUUUAUCCCGUCCGG